AUGUUUGCAAGAGAAGCUCGCAAAAUUAUCCCAAAUGAACUUCAUCUAGGCACUAACAGCUGUCUGGAAAUAUCCGCCGUUCAUUUCAGCAACAAUAUUGUACUGCAGAUAAGAUUCAAUGGAGAGCUUGAUACAUGUCUCGAAGUAAAUUGGAAAGGAAUUCCUGCCGAUAGUAUAGGUAAUACCCCACUUGGUAGCAAAACUCUACACCAAGACCAGUUCGAAUCAAACUCCAAAGAUCUUGAUGACGAAGACAGCGAUAGCGACUUCGAAGACUACAAGCCCAUGGAGGACGUUCUUUCCAAUUUCCACAUUGCAACAAGACUGGGCGAUUCAAACGACAUGAAACUGCCGAUUGUCUGUUCUCAAAUUGCAGAACUUUACCAAAAAGUGGUGUUUCCUUCUAACGUGGAUAAGCUGCGAGACAUUUCAUUGACGAGAGGUUUCGUUAUAUCCCUGAGUGCCAAAAUGUGGAGAAGAGAAUCAUCCGAAAAGGACUUUGCCGUGCUCCUAUUCAUCUUGCAAACGAUUAAGGAUAUGUAUACUUAG
Messenger RNA from Lachancea nothofagi CBS 11611, 549 nucleotides. Lineage: Eukaryota; Fungi; Ascomycota; Saccharomycetes; Saccharomycetales; Saccharomycetaceae. The record is from the annotation of a GenBank genome assembly.